UGAUUUUUGACCUUCAGCGUUUUUGACUGGCCGAUUUGACAGCCAGCAAAAAUCCAGGCAAAACAAACCCGUCCUGAAAAAUUCGAUUUUCCCCAAAAAAUGGAUCGUAUAGACUUCACGUCCUCCGAUGAUCGCCGACUCUGGUUGGGUAAUCUGGAUAGUCGCAUAACCGAGUAUCAACUACUGAAAAUCGUGCAAAAAUACGGGAAAAUUGAAAAGUUCGACAUGCUGUUUCACCGAUCCGGACCGCUAGCGGGCUACCCGCGGGGCUAUGCCUUCGUGACCUACGAAAACCACCAAGAUUCACAGUCCGCCUUGAAGAGGCUCGAUGGGAAAGUGGUGGGUGAGAAGACGAUUGUCGUGCGAUGGGCCAAGCACGUGAAUCGGGACGAUGCGGAUCGCAACAAACCAAAGAUAGAGAUACCCUGCUUGGCAGGUGGCUCAAAAGGGGGCCCUAAUGGUCCGGUCAGCCAGCAGACGAAGAUACAGGCGCUCGAGGCGAGACUCAAGAUGCUGGAAAGCAGAUCGGACGAUCUGAUCAUUAACCGUACAGCUACCUCCGAGCGUCCGAUUAUCGAACGAUACCAGUACAACAUUCAUCAACCUCAGCGAACCGAUCCAAAGAUGAAGCGGUCGCACCAUGCCCCGGGCAGUGGUGGACGUGGCGGUGGCCACCGAAGUGCUCCCUACCGGAGUACAAAUAGACACUAGUAUUAGAGGACAGGCCAUGAUUACAUUUUAACGAAUCGCACUCAUACUUUAAUUAUAUUUUCUAAGUUUCAUCCUUUGAGUGACAAGAGUUAGUACUUUUCAUUUUUUUCGAAUAAAACACUCGCAGAAGAAGCGAUGUAAGCUAAC
This is a messenger RNA of Anopheles darlingi, 858 nucleotides long. RefSeq names its product probable RNA-binding protein 18. Lineage: Eukaryota; Metazoa; Arthropoda; Insecta; Diptera; Culicidae. The transcript is spliced from 4 exons. The coding region runs from base 100 to 711 and encodes 203 amino acids. Gene Ontology annotation, molecular function: RNA binding. The record is from RefSeq and is a predicted model, not a curated record.